AGUAAAUUUUUUGUAGUUAUUUAUAGAAAUUUUUCCGCUAGGGUACGUUAAUACUUUUAACACUUUGUGGGAGAGACCUGCCAAGUUUAAUACAAGAAGUAAAGUUCCAAAACUUGUAAGUUUUCGCAAACUGACAGUUGGGACGCGAUUUCGACUCCAUUCCCGCCCCAGUGUCCUCACUGGGAUGGGACAAGCGCCUCGAGCAAUCAGAACUUUCGCUAAUUAUAUAUUCGUAAAGAUGCUCCCGUUUUAAUGUUCCCACUUUUAUAAUGCAUUAUAUUCUUAUUGUCACGUUUCGCCCACGUGUCGUAUCAAUGGACAACAGAAAGGAAAUUGUUUUACCGUGCGAUAAUUCGAUGGCUCGCGCAUUUUGACGAAUUCAAAAUCUCAGCUGAUCCGCGUCAGGUCAGGCUGGAUCGCGUCCGGGUGAGGUUAGGACGUCGGCCUGACAGAUGUCUUGUUUAUGUCACCUGUUGAUUCAACGUGGCCGCGAGCACCAUGAUUAUCGUAGGUCACCAUAUGCCGCGCUGUGCACGGCAUGUGUUCACCUUUCGACUGCGCUCAACGCAGCCACGGGUAUCACGGACUCGUUGACUUACUGUUGCCGCUAGCGAUAAUAGAAAGGCUUGUGAUAAGAUUGCCGCGCGGGUUCCGAAGCGUGAGAACGUCAGUCUACAGUGUAAUAUUAUCGAUGAUUCGACGAUGAUUUCAUCCCGCUGAGACAGCGUGCCGUAUCAGCCCCGUCGAGAUAAGUCGCAAACGGUAAGGAGAAUAAAAAAGUGAGACUCCAAAGAGUUUUAAGAUGCGCACGCAAUAUCUCUGCGAGAGGAGAUAUCUUAAUGAGAUAAUUGAGUUCAACGAAGGUCAAACGUAAUGACCGCAGGCACGAGUGUGGCAUAGAUUCCGUUCAAUGUUAGACCACCUGGCGCCAGUCCCGACGGUGCUGGAGCGGGAGCUCGUCGAGUCAUUUGGGCCCCGGUGACACAAUGAGGCUCCGAGUCUUGAAACAGAGAUCGGUAUUCCUGGCCGGCUGCGGGGUCGGCUUCGUUCUUCCGCUGCUGUUCGUUUUGCUGAGGAAUAUAUUCGUGGUCGAUCGGCACGCGGCGUUGUGGCGGCCUGAAUACCACUUCGAUAACAGGCCCCGUCACGAGGAGAUCGUCCUGCAGCUGUGGAAACAGGGAAACGAGACGUCCGACUUGAAUAGCGUCACGUAUUACGCUUGGUUGGUGGCGCAAAACUUGAAGAGGCACGAGAUUGACCUGGACGAGUACUUGUACGGUCCGCGAGAGGAAGUCGACGCGAGGGAGACCGGAAGCAUAGAAUGGAACUGGUUGAGAAAACGAGUAUCCGUUACGUGCGUGGUUUUCGUGGAGAAGCUCAGGCUGGGAAGGUCAAUCAAGGCGACGUGGGGCCAGCGUUGCAACAGGAUAUAUUUCUUCGGGCAUCGCUUGAGGGACGCGGAGUUGCCUGUUAUUAACACGGACGUAAAACUUGUAUCCUCCUGGCAGCUCUUGUGCGAAGCUAUGAAUUACAUUUGGAACGACGGAGCGGACGAGUUAGAGUGGAUUAUAUUUGUGAAAGACGAUACUAUCGUCAUACCGGAGAAUCUGCGCUACAUGGUCGCUCCGUUGGAUCCUAGGGGCGACUACUAUUUGGGCCACCCGGUGGUUCUGUGGAGUCAGAUUUACAAUGUCGCUCAAUCCGGAUACGUUCUUAGCAGAGGAGCGCUGGAUAAAGUAGUGCAGACGUUCAAUAGCUCGGAGAAAUGUAUUAGCGGCGGAAAGUAUUGGAAGAAAGAAGAUUAUUAUCUCGGUAAACGACACAAUGGAAAACACUUGUCGUCCAUGGGCAUACGUCCCUCCGAUACCAGAGAUCAGUACUUAAGGGGUACUUUCCACGGUUAUUCCCUGCAAAACCUACUGUGGGGUGUCGCGAGACCGGGUAGCUAUUUCACGCGUGCUGUGUACCCGAUCAAAGGAGACUGCUGCUCGCCGAUAUCUGUGACCUUCAGCGCCAGUGAGCCCGACAAAAUGCACAUGCUAAAUUACUUGUUGUAUCAGUUGCGCGUGUUGAACGGUGAGAGCCGAUUUGGUAAAAUUCCUGCUAGAGUUCCAGUACGCGAAGAGGAUGUAUGGAAGAUUGCGCUGCAAGAAGAAUUCAACAUCACGCACUUAAGUGAUAUAUCCAGCGAGGCUUAUUACGAAAUAUGGCAUUCGAAAUACUCCGAACCGGGUCAGUUGAAAGUUGCUAAAAAUUAUCGGAUGAACCCGGACACGCUACAUUGUUUACUGACGAAUUACAAAUCAGGAAAUCGAUCCGCGUUUCAUUGUAGGACUAAAAGUGCUGUGGACAGUACAAAAAACUGAAUAAGAUUUAUUAGAAUGUUAGUUUAAAAUAGUUGUUAAAAGAUGGUGACGAACGUUUGUGA
This is a messenger RNA of Vollenhovia emeryi, 2428 nucleotides long. RefSeq names its product glycoprotein-N-acetylgalactosamine 3-beta-galactosyltransferase 1-like. Gene Ontology annotation, cellular component: membrane. The transcript has 4 exons. Gene Ontology annotation, molecular function: N-acetylgalactosaminide beta-1,3-galactosyltransferase activity. NCBI's taxonomy places the organism in Eukaryota, Metazoa, Arthropoda, Insecta, Hymenoptera, Formicidae. Bases 987 to 2366 code for a protein of 459 amino acids. The record is from RefSeq and is a predicted model, not a curated record.